AUGUCUGCCACCACACAGCCCGCUCGACCCCGGGCCACCUCGUAUAUCCUCGUCUCCUCGGCCAGUGCGGAUGAGCCGCAAGACUCCAACUUUCCGUCCAAUAGCUAUGCACCCUCGCCUCGCCUUCGACCACGCUUCUACUUUUUGCUUCCCCUAGUUGCCGUGCUCGACAUUGCGCUGGCGAUUGUUCUUGGUGUGCUCGUGUUGCGCCAGGAAGCGCGUCGCCGCUCGCAUCCUUCCAAUGCAGGAGAGCUCGACGAUGCCGCUUGGGAGCGCCGCAAGAUCGUCGUGGCCGUGGUGGUCUUCUCGGUAGCGCGCGCUGCUGCGUACGCGAUCGUGGGCAUCAGCCGGCGCAUUCGGCAGCUCGGCGUGACCGUAGCUGCCAUGAGCAUCCUCAGCACGCUCUUCUACGUCUCGGUCGCCAACCUGCUCUUUCAGGCGCGCUCCAAACCCGACGUGCCCGACGCUGGCCUGCUGUCGUGGUCCGAGAUGCUCAGCCUCGCCCAUCCGUGGCACUGGCCCGAGGCGUUCCGACAGUUCGUGCCCACCAUGCCUAUCCUCGUGGGCUCGCAGCAGGCAUUUACGCUCUUCGAGUGGAUCCUCUACAUCGCCGUCGUAGGCGUCAAGGUCCCCCCGGGCGGAAAUCCGAUCACCGCCAAGAGAUGGCAACGCAACCUGGCGCAGGAUCCCGACUUUCAGCGCGGCGUCGAUGCACAGAGCCUGUAUCACUCGGACGUCGAGGAGGGCCAGCCCGAGGAGCAGGGUCCAACGCCAGUAGCAGGAAGCGCGCCCACGCACGAGGCAAGGGGUGCUUCUGAUUUCUCCACGCCCGACGACUCGGCCGAUGCAAGUAGUCGGCCGCUCCUCGCCACCAGCCCCGCCCGCCCUUAUGGCUACGGCAGCACCGCCUCCGAGCCCAGGACGCCGCCAACGGACGCUACGGCCCAUCGAUCCCCGGCCGCACAAAUGCUGCAAGGGAUGAGUCGAAGCGCGUCCAACCGCUCCGGCAUGUACUCGCGCUCCCCUGGCGCCGCCGAACUCGGUCUGUCCUCGCACCGAGCCUCUGCGAUGAUCGGUGACGAUAGCGGCGAAAUCUCUGAAGAUCACGACGACGAGGAGGAAGCCGAGGGCAGCGAUCCGGACGACAUUAUCGACAUCACGCCCAACCGUGCCGUCGCGCGCAAGGAGGCAAGGCUGCGACUCGCGCGUGCAGCGCUUCCCGAACGCAGGGCGUCCGGCGGCACGCUCUCGACGCUCAACAUCUUUGGUGGCCACGCCAGCGGCGACCAUAGCGGCUCGGACACUCAGCCGAGAGGUGCAGCGCGAGGGCCGGGCGUGUUUUCCGACGAGGCUGGAAGCCCUCUCGCCCGCACUGCGCAGCACGACGACCACGUGCCCGCUACGCUCAUGACCGCCGCGCCAUCGACCGAGUCGAGACACGCUUCGGCAUCGCUGCUGCCGUCAUCGAGCAGCACACGCUCCGCCUCGACACGCACCAGCUCGGCCAGCAAGGACCGCAAGUUCAAGCUGCCAAAGUGGAUGAAGCCCGGUCGUAAGAAGUAG
This is a messenger RNA of Moesziomyces antarcticus, 1563 nucleotides long. RefSeq lists its product as uncharacterized. The record is from RefSeq and is a predicted model, not a curated record. NCBI's taxonomy places the organism in Eukaryota, Fungi, Basidiomycota, Ustilaginomycetes, Ustilaginales, Ustilaginaceae. The transcript has a single exon. Bases 1 to 1563 code for a protein of 520 amino acids.